UACCGCCAUCCAAUAAUGAUGGGGGCAUUUCAUUUCUCUUGCAUUUUAGUAAUCAUUGCGGUUUUCGGUGUAUUACAAAUUAAAGCUUCAUCGAUUAAAGAAUACCAUCCGAUUAUAAUAAUACCGCCCGAACUAAACGCAACGGUUAGUGAUGGGAAAUCGCAUUUAAAAUCGGAUAUUUUAAAGAAUAUUUGUAUGAGUCGAGAUUUAGUGUGCAAGUCGAAUCACACAAAUGUCUGUGCCGCUAGAAAUAAAGAGGACAAGCUACAUUAUAAGGAUUUUGAAAAUUCAUGUUAUUUGUUUUUUAGUAAUAUUUGCGAAUAUGCCAAUGAAGAGUACUACAUCACUGCCGCUGGGAAUUGUACCGCCCAUUUGGAUUCACGUCGCCAUAUACAAGCCGCUAGCAGACCUCGCAGCACUGCGAGACCGGUGACUAAUGCCACGAAGACUGUUAGCAAUGGCAACCGAACUGUUGUGUCUCCGGGGUCCAACGGUACAGCGACUACUAGACCACACAGCACUACGACACGGGUGACUAAUGCCAUGCGGGUGAUUGUUCACAAGGGCAACCGAACUCAUUUGUCUCCUGGAUCCAACAGUACAGGUACGCAGUUUGAUACUUACUUAUUUCUUUUUUACAUGUUUUACAUGGCAAAACUCACUACUGAGUGGAGCCCGCUCAACGUCCACAUACGUCGCGGCAGGCCCAGAAGGAGAUGGCGGAACGAACUCAACAGCUAUGACAAGGAUUGGCCGCAAAAAGCUUUAAACAGAAUGGAGUGGAAGGAAGGUCUGCGCCAACAGGGACCUCCGGCGGAGAUACCAGACCACGUAGAGCGGUCGACAGACAACCAUGUCUGCCCGCGAGGGUGUGCCGAACUCUACCGCCCCAUGUGCAUGCUCGUCAACAGGAUGAGGGGGAAAUAUUUCAAAGUCUACUACUUCCUAAACCACUGCGAAGCCGAUAGAUUUGUCUGUGCGAAGUACGACGAAUUCGAGAUAGAGCCUGGUGCGGAGUAUGCUGAGGUGCACAUGUCGAAGCUUGACUGGGCCUUCUGCGGACAUACCGAAUACAUAAACUUCGCAAUAUUUGCGGAGUCUGCCGCCUCGAUGGGCCAUUACGGAUGGUUACAGGGUAAGCAAAGAUUCUCCCACAUUAUGGACCCUCACCAACGGCACCUCGGUCUACGUGGGUAACAAGAGCUACAACAUGGAUUAACAACGUUACAAAAUAAAAUA
Molecule: messenger RNA, 1239 nt
Organism: Spodoptera frugiperda (fall armyworm)
Lineage: Eukaryota; Metazoa; Arthropoda; Insecta; Lepidoptera; Noctuidae
Exons: 6
Coding region: 16-1197 (393 amino acids)
Source: RefSeq, a predicted model, not a curated record